Messenger RNA from Aureobasidium vineae, 2721 nucleotides. The record is from the annotation of a GenBank genome assembly. NCBI's taxonomy places the organism in Eukaryota, Fungi, Ascomycota, Dothideomycetes, Dothideales, Saccotheciaceae.
AUGCCUUCGUCCAAGGACAUGAACUGGGAUACGUCGCGUUGGCAGCCUCUAAUCGAAGACCGCUCUUUCCUCCCAUGGCUUGUCGGCCCUCCCACGGAUCAGGAACAAAUGCGCGCUCGUCACCUGCCCCCUCAGAUGAUUGCAAAGUUGGAAGAGCUGUGGAAGGACAACCAGCAGGCCACCAUUGCUGAUCUCGAAAAGGGUGUCGGUGUUGAUGAUGAACCCGCCCCUGUGCUCCUGCGCUAUGACGAUGCAUACCAGUACCAAAAUGUCUUCGGACCUCUGGUCAAGAUUGAAGCCGACUACGAUCGCAAACUCAAGGAAUCGCAAUCGCAGGAUGGUCUAAUUGUGCGCUGGGACUUUGCACUCAACAACAAGCACCUUGCCAGCUUUGUCCUGCCCAAACUCGAGAUGGGAGAUGUGAAAUUGGCUGUUGGAGAUGAGAUGCGCCUGCGCUACACUGGAGAACUGCGACCUCACUGGGAAGGUGUCGGAUAUGUUAUCAAGAUCCCCAACAACCAGUCUGACGAAGUCACCAUCGAGUUGCGCUCAAAGGGAGACCACAAGUCUGUGCCUACCGAAUGCACCCACAACUUCAGCGCCGACUAUGUCUGGAAGGCCACUUCGUUCGAUCGCAUGCAGCAUGCCAUGAAGACAUUUGCGAUUGACGAGAUGAGUGUUUCUGGUUACAUUUUCCACCGCCUGCUCGGACAUGAGGUUGCUGCUGCUCCCAUGAAGACUCAGCUCCCGCGCAAGUUUAGCGUCCCCGGUCUGCCCGAGCUCAACAGCAGUCAGAUUAAUGCUGUCAAGAGCGUCCUACAGAAGCCGCUCAGCUUGAUUCAAGGUCCUCCAGGAACUGGUAAAACCGUCACUUCGGCAACUAUCAUCUACCAUUUGGCCAAGCUCAAUGGUGGCCAAGUCCUUGUCUGUGCUCCCUCUAACGUCGCUGUCGAUCAAUUGUGCGAACGUAUUCACCGUACCGGCCUCAAGACCGUUCGCGUUACGGCAAAGUCAAGGGAAGAUGUCGAGUCUCCAGUAGGCUUCCUGUCUCUUCACGAGCAGGUCCGCAUGAACGACACCAACGUCGAACUGAACAAGCUCAACCAGCUCAAGGCUGAAUUGGGCGAGUUGUCCAGCCAGGACGAAAAGAAGUACAAGCAGCUCGUCCGCAACGCUGAGCGUGAGAUUCUGUCCAACGCCGAUGUCAUCUGCUGCACUUGCGUUGGUGCCGGUGACCCUCGUCUUGCUAAGCUCAAGUUCCGAACCGUCCUCAUUGACGAAUCUACCCAAUCUGCUGAGCCAGAGUGUAUGAUUCCUCUGGUUCUCGGCUGCAAGCAGGUUGUCCUCGUUGGUGAUCACCAACAGCUAGGUCCCGUCAUCAUGAACAAGCAAGCUGCUAAGGCUGGUCUUAACCAGUCUCUGUUCGAACGUCUGGUCAUCCUUGGAUGUGCUCCUAUCCGUCUGCAGGUGCAAUACCGUAUGCACCCUUGUCUGUCCGAGUUCCCCUCCAACAUGUUCUACGAGGGAUCUCUUCAGAAUGGUGUCACUAUGCACCAACGCCUGCGCCGCGAUGUCGACUUCCCUUGGCCUGUCGCUGACUCGCCUAUGAUGUUCUGGUCCAACUUGGGCAACGAGGAAAUUUCUGCCUCUGGUACCUCCUACCUUAACCGAACCGAGGCUCAGAAUGUUGAGAAGCUCGUCACUCGCUUCUUCAAGGCCGGUGUCCAGCCUCAGGACAUUGGUAUCAUCACCCCGUACGAAGGCCAACGCUCAUAUGUUGUCUCUUCCAUGCAGGCUACUGGUACUUUCAAGAAGGAGUACUACAAGGAGAUUGAGGUCGCUUCCGUCGAUGCUUUCCAGGGUCGUGAAAAGGACUUCAUCAUCUUGUCUUGUGUUCGUUCCAACGAUCACCAGGGCAUUGGUUUCCUUUCUGACCCUCGCCGUCUGAACGUUGCUUUGACUCGUGCCAAGUAUGGGCUGGUCGUUUUGGGUAACCCCAAGGUUCUCAGCAAGCACCCCUUGUGGCAUUAUCUCCUUCUCCACUUCAAGGAGCGUAACUGCCUAGUCGAAGGUCCCCUCACCAACUUGCAGGUGUCUCUUCUGCAGUUCAGCAGACCCAAGACCACUUACCGCGGACCGCAGCGUUACCAGAUGGCUUAUCAGCACGCCACCAACAUGGCUGCCUCUGGCGGCAAUGGCGAUGGCCGUGCUACUGGUCGUAAGAACGGCUACAACGACAACGGGUCUGUUGUUGGUUACAUCCCUGACGAUGUUUCUUCUGUUCACUCUUCGGCCUUGGGAGGCGCUACUCUGCCAUCAAACUACCCUCCCAUGUUCAAGAACUUCACCGAGGCCUGGCCUUCUCUUCCCGGACGUAACGGACCAUCAGCGCCUAUCAAGAGGGACAAUGUUGCCGAAAGUGUUGCUGGCGAAAGUGUCGCUGCUAGUGAGAUCACCGACAUUACUACCACCACCAAUGGUGUGCCUGGCAAGAACGGAACUGGAGUGGGACAGGGUGGUGUUAGUCUUGCUGGCUUGAGCAUCAACGAUAUUGGCAAGCAGGCUAGCUUGUCCCAGUCAGACCGUCUCAAGCGUUACGUUGAAGGUGGCACCAUGCAACCUUCUGUUGGUCUUCGUGGCACCAGCAGACUUGAUGAUGACGAUGUGCGCAGCGUUAGCACCGCUUUCGCAAGCCAGGUUGGUUUGGGAGGAUAUGAUUGA